Molecule: messenger RNA, 1355 nt
Organism: Gambusia affinis (western mosquitofish)
Lineage: Eukaryota; Metazoa; Chordata; Actinopteri; Cyprinodontiformes; Poeciliidae
Gene: mdkb
Product: midkine b
Exons: 6
Coding region: 389-964 (191 amino acids)
Molecular function (GO): growth factor activity
Source: RefSeq, a predicted model, not a curated record
UCUCCUCUGAGUUUAACACGUAAGUCUGCAGCUUUUCCAUCGGCUCUGGAUUCAGGUUUCAUUCCGGAUUAUCACUCAGUUCAUCAUCGGGACAUUUUUAAUGAAAUAUCUCUGAUUACAGGGAAGAAGAGCCUCAUUUUAGAGGAAUUUAUGCGUUUUUCUGCUUUAAUCGUUGAUUCUUUUGUUCGUCAUGUGUUCAGAUAUGUCUCUGAUUACUGAUUUGGCUCAAGUUUGAAGAUGUUUAUCAUGAUUUAAAGAGAAAAAAACAGUCAGAAAAGACAGAACAGAAAUUGAGCGGUGAAAGGAAGGAAAAAAUCAGGGACAAGAAGUGAAAGAAUGGCGAUAAAAUGGACAUGAAGGAAAAAGUAAUGAUUAAAAAUGAGUAGGAAUGGAAAGUGGGGAUAGGGGACUGCGUUCAGUUUUAAAGCUCCUCCCGUCUGUGCUUCAGAAUGACCAGUGGCGCCCUCUGCUGGAUGGCGGCCAAACUGCAACACCAAAAGAAAGUCUAAACGGACAUUAUUGGAUGCGAAGUUUGUUCUCAGUGACGCUGCUGCUGCUGCUGGCUCUCACGCUCGCCGUCGAGGCCAACAAACGAGCCAAACAUCACAAAGGUGGGAAAGCUGAUAAAUCCCGACCGGCCUCUGAAUGCACCGCGGCAGAGACCCAGUACGGGAAAUGUGUGCCGGAACACGGAGACUGUGGAGACGGACUGAGGGAGGCGACGUGCAAAGAUCGGACCGACAAGAUCCACUGCAGGAUCCCCUGCAACUGGAAGAAGGACAUCAGCGACUGUAAGUACAAGUUCGGAGCGUGGAGUUCCUGCGACGCCGGGACCAACACCAAGAGCCGGUCAGGAACGCUGAAGAGAGCUCUGUUCAACGCCGACUGCCAGAGCACCGUCAAGGUGUCCAAGCCCUGCUCCCACAAACCCAAGAAGACCAGAGGGGAGAAGAAAUCAAACUGAAGGAGGGAGAGUGAACCAGAAGACGACAGGAUUUCUCCUCCUCCGCCAGCUGAACAAUCGUCUUCAAAUUUAAAACCAGAGACUCCAAAACAGACUUCCUGUCCUCAAACUGACCCGUCCGACUCGCUGAUUCCUGCUCUGAUUUGAUGUUCUCCUGUUUUCCUUGGAUUUAAGCCUUAGCUGAUCAGAAUAACCUUCGUUCAGUAGCUGGUAGUUUAAUGCUCCUUCCUGUAGUUUUAAAAGUUUUUAGGGGAAAAGUUGAUCCGGCAGAUCAUCCGCAGUUUGAUGCUUCAACAUCUGAACUGAGGGAAAGUUUAUUUUUGGAAUUACAGAUUAUUGAUAAGACUUGUACAAAUGAACAAAUAAAUGCUGUACAUUGUUUUGGUGAAAA